AUGGGUCAUAAGUGUGAUUUUUGUGAAUACAGUUCCAAGCUAUAUAAUAAUAUUCAGAGACAUAUCGAUGGUGUUCACAAAAAGAUACAACACAUUUGUGAAUGUGGUGCUAAGUUAUCGCCAUCAUCCAUCACUAGGCAUAAGAAAAAUUUUUGCAGUCUCAACAAACGCAGGUCAAUGAAUGACUGGAAUGCUUAUAAUCAUCAUUCUACUGACAAUAAAGAAAAUAUUUCAAGUGAUGAUAAUUCUACAUCUGAUAUUAAAAAUGAAUGUAACGCAAAUGAUUUGGCUUCAGACAAAAUUUUUAAUGAUGAUACAGAAGAUAAUGAGAACAAAAAACAUAAUAUUCUGAAACAUUUAACUACAAUAGAUAAAGAAAACGGCGAUGAGAUGUAUACUGAAAAAGUUUCACGCAAACGAUUUAGAAAUGAUACUGACACUGAUGCCGAUAUCGAAUGUGAGGGGGAGAGAGAGGAAGUUAUUCAUUGUCGUACACCAAAUGCUUUUAGAAAAGGACAAAGAUCUCCGAAAAAAAGUUUUACUAAUCAAUUGAGAACCAUGAAUGGAAAAACACGAAAACUUAAACGAGCCUGGGAUCGCAGAGAGAAAGAUGUUGGCGCUGCUGAGGAUCAAAUGUCAGAAUUUGGUGAGAACAGUGUCAUAGCUAGCUGUACAAGCAUAUUUGAGUCUACUGAAGAUUCAGAUUCCGAAGGAGAAUCGGAUUCUGAUGAAGAAGGUGUAUUGGAACCAAUUAAACGACGAAGUGUUAAUGAUAUGCCAUAUCAGAGAAAUUAUGAACCUUUAAUAUUUAAUUCGUCCCAUAUUAAAAGUAAUUCACACAAUUCCAAUGGACGUAACGAAAUCGACUUCAUUCAAUACAACCAAAAUCUUAGAGAUGGAAACUGCAAAGAUCCGAAUGAACUUUGUGAUCGAUUGAGACUCUUAAUAUCAUCAAAGUGUAAAACCAAUAGAAAAAACUCACAAGAAAUCGUCACGAUAAUUGAACAUCUGCGAAAUUCUGGCUAUAUUACCUAG
Molecule: messenger RNA, 1035 nt
Organism: Contarinia nasturtii (swede midge)
Lineage: Eukaryota; Metazoa; Arthropoda; Insecta; Diptera; Cecidomyiidae
Exons: 1
Coding region: 1-1035 (344 amino acids)
Source: RefSeq, a predicted model, not a curated record